GGUCAGGCUCCGCCCAGCUUGCCCGGCAUCGCUCGCGCGGGUGGAGUCAAGAUGGAGGAGUACGCGAGAGAGCCUUGGCAGCACCGGCUUGAGCAGCCCGUCGGCUUCUCAGCGCUGUACUCCCCCGGCGCGUGUGGCAGCCUCGCCGCCUCCAACCUGGCACUCUGGUGACCUUGCUUUGGAUGAGGAAGUCCAGGCUUGGGCUAGAUGGAGCCUCGGAACCUGUUCCCACCCCAGGACGUAGUCGACCUUGUGCGGGCCCUUGGCGAAUUGUGGAUGAUUGUGGCGGGGCCUUCACGAUGGGUACCCUAGGUGGUGGUAUCUUUCAAGCAGUCAAAGGUUUUCGCAAUUCUCCAGUGGGAGUAAACCACAGACUACGAGGGAGUUUGACAGCUAUUAAAACCAGAGCUCCACAGUUGGGAGGUAGCUUUGCAGUUUGGGGUGGUUUAUUUUCCAUGAUUGACUGCAGCAUGGUUCAAGUCAGAGGAAAAGAAGAUCCCUGGAACUCCAUCACAAGUGGUGCCUUAACAGGAGCCAUACUGGCAGCAAGAAAUGGACCCGUGGCCAUGGUUGGGUCAGCGGCGAUGGGUGGCAUUCUUCUAGCUUUAAUCGAAGGAGCUGGUAUCUUGUUGACGAGAUUUGCCUCUGCACAAUUUCCCAAUGGUCCUCAGUUUGCUGAAGACCCCUCUCAGUUGCCUUCAGCCCAGUUACCAUCCUCACCUUUUGGAGACUAUCGACAAUAUCAAUAGGACUUCUUUUCCAGGAUUUCUUUACCGGAAUGAGCUGCAGUUCAAGAAAAAAUUUCAGAAGAUAAGUUACAGUCUGCUUUUAAAACCAGAGGUGGGACAGCUAUGGCCAAAUAGGCUUUGAAGAGACACUUAGCUCUUUUUUCUAUUUACAGGAACUGGGCGGGGC
Suricata suricatta (meerkat) is the source of this 915-nucleotide messenger RNA. RefSeq names its product translocase of inner mitochondrial membrane 17A (gene TIMM17A). Gene Ontology annotation, molecular function: transmembrane protein transporter activity. The record is from RefSeq and is a predicted model, not a curated record. The coding region runs from base 183 to 749 and encodes 188 amino acids. Lineage: Eukaryota; Metazoa; Chordata; Mammalia; Carnivora; Herpestidae. Gene Ontology annotation, biological process: protein import into mitochondrial matrix. The transcript has 7 exons. Gene Ontology annotation, cellular component: TIM23 mitochondrial import inner membrane translocase complex; mitochondrial inner membrane.